Molecule: messenger RNA, 2215 nt
Organism: Daucus carota subsp. sativus
Lineage: Eukaryota; Viridiplantae; Streptophyta; Magnoliopsida; Apiales; Apiaceae
Product: probable methyltransferase PMT15
Exons: 6
Coding region: 170-2083 (637 amino acids)
Cellular component (GO): cytoplasm; endosome; trans-Golgi network
Molecular function (GO): methyltransferase activity
Source: RefSeq, a predicted model, not a curated record
AGAUAUAUUCUCUUUUUAAGUCGACCAGGACGUCCCCCGUCUCUUCACAUCUCAAACCCCUCCCCUAGUCCCCUGCAUCUCUCUCCUAUAUAUCCCCACACCACGAGAGAGACUGAGCGAGAGAGACGUAAAGAAAACUCUUGGUUGGGAAGUUUGUAAUAGUUGGAGCAUGGCAGGGCCUGUUGUGCACCCGGAAGAUUACUACACACCAACCACAAAACCAAACCGCCCGGUUCCCUUCUGGAAAAAACCCCAAGUCUACACCAUUGUAGUCAUCCUCUGCAUAACCUCGUACUUCCUCGGUGCAUGGCAGCACAACGGCGCUGCCACCACCACCACCACAACCUCGAAUCUCGAAGCCACAAACAUCCAAUGCAACCCCGUCGUCGAAACCACCAUAAAAUCCCCCGCUCUCGACUUCACCGCGCACCACAAAGCCGAAGACGUGCCGGUCUCGAAAGAAGUGACAAAAACAUACCCAGCCUGUGACAUUAAGCUGAGCGAGUACACGCCAUGCCAGGACCAAAAGAGAUCGCUCAAGUUCAGCCGAGACAGGCUGAUUUACAGGGAGAGACAUUGUCCCGAGAAAAGAGAGUUGUUAAAAUGCAGAGUUCCGGCGCCGUUUGGUUACAGGGCCCCCUUCAAGUGGCCCGUGAGUAGAGAUUUGGCCUGGUAUGCUAAUGUUCCCCACAAGGAAUUGACGGUGGAGAAGGCGAUACAGAACUGGAUUAGAUUCGAGGGUGAACGGUUCAGAUUUCCUGGCGGUGGGACCAUGUUUCCGAAUGGAGCGGAUGCUUAUAUCGAUGAUAUUGGCAAGUUGAUUAAUCUCAAAGAUGGUUCCAUCAGAACCGCCAUUGAUACCGGCUGUGGGGUUGCAAGUUGGGGAGCUUAUUUAAUGUCAAGAGACAUUCUUCCUUUGUCCUUUGCACCCAGAGAUACUCAUGAAGCACAAGUCCAAUUUGCCCUUGAGCGCGGAGUUCCUGCAUUGAUUGGAGUUAUGUCAUCCACAAGGCUUCCUUACCCUUCAAGAGCUUUUGACAUUGCUCAUUGCUCUCGUUGCCUCAUUCCUUGGGGCCAAAAUGAUGGUGCUUACUUGAUUGAAGUUGAUCGAGUUCUAAGACCCGGGGGAUACUGGAUUCUUUCUGGCCCUCCAAUCAAUUGGCAGAAGCACUGGAAAGGAUGGGAGAGAACAAAGGAGGACUUGAAUGCUGAGCAAACUGGUAUCGAGAAUGUAGCUAAAAGCCUUUGCUGGAACAAAUUUAUUGAGAAGGGUGAUAUUGCUAUUUGGCAAAAACCAUUGAACCAUAUGGAGUGCAAACUCAACAAGAAGAUUAGUCAGAACCCUCCUUUUUGUCCAGCUCAGAAUCCCGAUGAGGCCUGGUAUACAAGUAUAGAGACUUGUUUAGUUCCUCUGCCUGAGGCCUCAGAUGAUGAGGUAGCAGGUGGUGGAUUAAAAAAGUGGCCGGCAAGACUCAACGCUAUUCCACCUAGGAUAAGUCAAGGAACACUCAAAGGAGUUACAGCUGAAGUUUUCCAGAAUGAUGGAGAGCUAUGGAAAAAGAGAGUCGCUUACUACAAAAAUGUGAAUAGCCAACUUGGACAAGCUGGAAGAUACCGAAAUCUUUUAGACAUGAACGCACACUUGGGAGGAUUUGCUGCUGCUCUAAUAAAAGAACCAUUGUGGGUUAUGAAUGUAGUGCCUGUUGAGGCUAAUGUCAAUACCCUUGGAGUUGUAUUUGAGCGUGGAUUGAUUGGAACAUACCAAAGCUGGUGUGAAGCAAUGUCUACUUAUCCUAGAACAUAUGAUCUGCUUCAUGCUGAUUCGGUAUUUACCCUCUACAAGGAUAGAUGUGAGAUGGAAGAUAUUGUGCUGGAAAUGGAUAGAAUCCUAAGGCCAGAAGGAAGCAUAAUAGUAAGAGAUGAUGUGGAUAUUUUGGUGAAGGUGAAGGCAAUUGCUGACGGUAUGGACUGGGAAAGUCGAAUUGUGGACCAUGAAGACGGGCCUCUAGAAAGGGAAAAACUUCUCUUUGCAGUGAAGAGAUAUUGGACAGCUCCUGCAGUUCCUGAUGAACAGAUAAACUAACCAAUUCAAGAUCAAAGUGGAUCAGAAUUACAUUUUUCGUAAAGCCUUUUCUCCGUUUUUUAUAUUAUAAAUAUUUGUUUAAUAGUAACAGUUCUUUGAAGACCUUAAUAAAUUUCUAUUCGUUUUUUCUUC